UCCGAGAGAGACCGAAACUGGGACGAGGAGUGCGGCGGAAGCGGCGGGACUCCCAGGCAUGGGGGCUUCACCACAAUAGAGGCAGCGCCCCCACCCGCACCCGCCAGCCGUCCGGAGCAAAGCCCCCAAACCCCCUCGGGAAAAGGAUGGCGGCGGCACCUACCCAGAUCGAAGCCGAGCUGUAUUACCUGAUCGCUAGGUUCUUGCAGUCCGGACCCUGUAACAAAUCCGCUCAGGUGCUAGUGCAAGAGCUCGAGGAGCAUCAGCUGAUUCCGCGCCGCUUAGACUGGGAGGGGAAAGAGCACCGAAGAAGCUUCGAGGAUCUGGUGGCAGCCAAUGCACACAUUCCUCCAGACUACCUCCUUAAAAUUUGUGAGAGGAUUGGUCCCUUGUUAGAUAAGGAGAUCCCUCAGAGUGUCCCUGGGGUACAGACAUUACUAGGUGUUGGUCGGCAGUCUCUGUUACGGGAUGCCAAAGACUGUAAGAGUACACUAUGGAAUGGGUCUGCCUUUGCAGCUCUACACAGAGGUAGACCUCCAGAACUACCUGUAAAUUAUGUGAAACCUCCAAAUGUGGUGAAUAUCACCUCAGCCAGGCAAUUAACCGGAUGUAGUCGCUUCAGCCAUGUGUUCCCCUCAUCUGCUUACCAGCAUAUUAAGAUGCAUAAGAGAAUCCUGGGGCACUUAUCUUCUGUCUACUGUGUAGCAUUUGAUCGAAGCGGGAGGCGAAUCUUUACAGGUUCAGAUGACUGCUUGGUGAAAAUCUGGGCUACAGAUGAUGGACGCCUCCUUGCUACACUGCGAGGGCACUCUGCUGAAAUCUCUGACAUGGCCGUUAACUAUGAAAAUACUCUCAUUGCUGCAGGCAGCUGCGAUAAAGUUGUGAGAGUAUGGUGUCUUCGAACUUGCGCACCAGUUGCUGUCCUUCAGGGACAUUCAGCUUCUAUUACUUCCAUACAGUUUUGUCCAUCAACUAAAGGCACAACUAGAUACCUCACUUCGACUGGUGCUGAUGGAACAAUAUGUUUCUGGCAAUGGCAUGUAAAAACAAUGAAGUUUAGGGAUCGCCCAGUAAAAUUUACUGAGAGAUCCAGACCUGGAGUUCAGAUAUCUUGUUCAUCUUUCAGUUCUGGUGGUAUGUUCAUUACAACAGGUAGCACUGACCAUGUUAUUAGAAUAUACUAUUUGGGUUCUGAGAUACCAGAGAAAAUUGCAGAAUUAGAAUCACAUACGGACAAAGUUGUUGCUGUUCAGUUCUGUAACAACGGAGACAGUUUAAGAUUUGUUAGUGGAAGUAGAGAUGGAACAGCAAGAAUAUGGCAAUAUCAACAACAGGAAUGGAAGAGUAUAGUGCUAGAUAUGGCUACUAAAAUGAGUGGGAAUAAUUUGACCUCCUCAGAAGACAAAGUCACUAAGCUGAAGGUGACAAUGGUGGCUUGGGAUCGUUAUGACACCACUGUUAUUACUGCAGUGAACAAUUUCCUUUUGAAAGUUUGGAAUUCUGUCACAGGGCAACUUCUUCAUACUUUGUCUGGGCACGAUGAUGAAGUGUUUGUUCUAGAAGCACAUCCAUUUGAUCAAAGGAUAAUACUUUCAGCGGGUCAUGAUGGGAACAUUUUUAUUUGGGACCUUGACCGAGGGACCAAAAUUCGAAAUUAUUUUAAUAUGAUUGAAGGCCAAGGUCAUGGGGCAGUGUUCGAUUGUAAAUUUUCACCAGAUGGAAACCAUUUUGCCUGCACAGAUUCUCAUGGUCAUUUGUUGCUCUUUGGCUUUGGCUGCAGUAAAUACUACGAAAAGAUUCCAGAUCAGAUGUUCUUCCACACUGAUUAUCGACCACUUAUCCGAGAUGCGAAUAACUAUGUAUUGGAUGAGCAAACUCAGCAAGCUCCUCACCUUAUGCCUCCCCCAUUCUUGGUGGAUGUCGAUGGAAAUCCUCAUCCUACAAAAUUUCAACGACUGGUACCAGGACGGGAAAAUUGUAAAGAUGAGCAGCUUAUUCCUCAGCUGGGUUAUGUGGCUAAUGGUGAUGGUGAGGUGGUAGAACAGGUAAUUGGGCAGCAAACCAAUGACCAAGAAGAAAGCAUUCUUGAUGGGAUAAUCAGGGAGUUACAGAGAGAACAAGACCUCCGACUAAACAACGAAGGAAAUGUUCCACAUUUUCCAACUAAUAGAUCAUAUUCUGUUAAUGGUGCUCUGAGUAGUCCAAAUAUGGACAUACCCUCUUCUCCAAAUAUUGGGCUUCGGCGUAGUGGUCAAAUUGAAGGUGUUCGGCAAAUGCAUAACAAUGCUCCUAGGAGCCAGAUGGCCACUGAACGAGAUAUCAUGGCCUGGAGCAGAAGAGUGGUGGUAAAUGAACUAAAUAAUGGAGUUAGUAGGGUUCAAGAGGAAUGUCGCACUGCGAAAGGUGACCUAGAAAUUAGUCUUUAUACAGUCGAAAAGAAGAAAAAGCCAUCUUCUACUAGCCAAAGAAAUGAUCAUCAGCCUAGCUGUGGGCGGUCUUUACGGAGGACACAGCGCAAGCGUCAGCAUACUUACCUAACACGGUCCAACAUAGAGCAUAAUUCACAGGCAUCAUCUCAAAAUGCAUGUGUACAAGAAGAUUCAGACAGCUCCUCGGAGGAAGAUGAAACUGUUGGCACAAGUGAUGCUUCUGUAGAAGACCCUGUUGUUGAGUGGCAAAGUGAAAGCUCUUCCAGUGAUUCAUCAAGUGAAUAUUCUGACUGGACAGCGGAUGCUGGGAUAAAUUUGCAGCCUCCCAAGAGACAAACGAGACAGGCGGCGCAGAAGAUCUUCAGCAGCUCUGAAGAUGAAAAGGUGAAGCCCUUAGAAGAUAGGAAGAAGAAGACUAAGCAGACGAGAAAGAAGAAAGGGGGACUUGUUUCUAUGGCAGGCGAACCCAAUGAAGAAUGGUUUGCCCCUCAGUGGAUCUUGGAUACUAUACCACGGCGUUCUCCAUUCGUUCCACAGAUGGGAGAUGAGCUUAUUUAUUUUAGGCAAGGACAUGAAGCUUAUGUGAGAGCUGUGAGGAAAUCAAAAAUAUAUAGUGUUAAUUUACAAAAACAGCCAUGGAACAAAAUGGAUCUCAGGGAGCAAGAAUUUGUUAAGAUUGUAGGAAUCAAAUAUGAGGUUGGACCACCUACUCUGUGCUGCUUGAAACUUGCAUUUUUGGACCCCAUUUCAGGCAAAAUGACUGGAGAGUCUUUUUCUAUUAAGUAUCAUGACAUGCCAGAUGUCAUUGAUUUCCUUGUGUUAUAUCAGUUUUAUAAUGAAGCCAAAGAAAGGAACUGGCAGAUUGGUGAUAGGUUCCGCAGUAUAAUAGAUGAUGCCUGGUGGUUUGGAACUGUGGAAAGCCAGCAGCCUUUCCAGCCAGAAUAUCCUGAUAGCUCUUUCCAGUGUUACAGUGUUCA
Messenger RNA from Microtus oregoni (creeping vole), 3406 nucleotides. RefSeq names its product bromodomain and WD repeat-containing protein 3. The transcript has 28 exons. NCBI's taxonomy places the organism in Eukaryota, Metazoa, Chordata, Mammalia, Rodentia, Cricetidae. The annotation marks the transcript as partial. Gene Ontology annotation, biological process: regulation of cell shape; cytoskeleton organization; regulation of transcription by RNA polymerase II. Gene Ontology annotation, cellular component: nucleus. The record is from RefSeq and is a predicted model, not a curated record. Gene Ontology annotation, molecular function: protein binding.